AUGUCGCGCCCCGAAGACAUCCUACCCCCCGACCUCUUCUACAAUGACUCCGAAUCGCGGAAAUAUACAACCUCGUCGCGAAUCCAAAAGAUCCAAUCUACCAUGACCCACCGCGCCCUCUCUCUCCUCGCGCUUUCCUCGCCCUCCAUGAUCCUCGACAUUGGCUGUGGCUCCGGUCUCAGCGGUGAAAUCCUCUCGCAAACCGCUGAGCAAGGUACGCCAGGUGGUCCACACGUAUGGAUUGGUUUUGACAUCAGCGCAUCCAUGCUGGGUGUUGCGCUAGAAAAAGAGGUAGAGGGAGAUCUGCUGCUGGCGGAUGCAGGGCAAGGAGUACCGUUCAGACCAGGAACCUUCGAUGCGGCGAUUAGUAUUAGUGCUGUACAAUGGCUUUGCAACGCCGAGACGAGCGAGGACAGUCCUGCGGGCAGAUUAUCGAGGUUCUUCAACCAGCUUUACGCGAGUCUGAAGAGAGGAGGGAGGGCAGUUUGUCAGUUCUACCCAAAGAACGAUGGGCAGAAGAAGAUGGUAGCGCAGGCAGCGAUCAAGGCCGGUUUCGGUGCGGGUCUUCUGGAGGAUGACAUGGGAACCAAGAGCGCAAAGACGUAUCUUGUCCUGACUGUGGGCGGAGGAGCGCUGGAUGGCGAUAUCACGGGUGUUGUGAGGGGUAUGGAGGGCGUGGACGUCGACGAUGCACGAAGGAAGGGAAAGGGUAUGAAGAGGGGCGAGGAGCGCAAGGGCAGCAAGGCGUACAUCAUGAAGAAGAAAGAGCAGAUGGAGAGGCAAGGCAAGGUUGUCAAGGCGUCGUCCAAGUACACUGGCAGGAAGAGGAGGAUCCAAUUCUAG
Molecule: messenger RNA, 843 nt
Organism: Alternaria atra
Lineage: Eukaryota; Fungi; Ascomycota; Dothideomycetes; Pleosporales; Pleosporaceae
Exons: 2
Coding region: 1-843 (280 amino acids)
Biological process (GO): rRNA (guanine-N7)-methylation
Cellular component (GO): nucleolus
Molecular function (GO): rRNA (guanine) methyltransferase activity
Source: RefSeq, a predicted model, not a curated record